GCAAGGAGUGUUAACCAAGGAUAGUCAUCCAAUCCUGUAUACACCACAAGAAAAAAAUUCUUAUUAGCAAAGAGAUAUGCUACAUGUAGUGUCAUCAUUCCUGUUGAGCUCCAAAACAAAAUGCUUUCCUUUCUCCAGAGAUUUCAGGAAAUAAAGCAUUGCUUUAGAAAUGAGUGUGAAGAUUCUGGGAAAGAAAACAAUCAGUUAAAUAAUAAAGAACAGAACAGUUCACAUUUAAGCAGUGCUGAGGCAGAUCUUGACAUUCUAGCAGAGGAACGUGAAGGUUUUGAACUCAGUGUUUCCAGUUCUGAGAUAUCUGAUGUUAUCACUGGGAAUCAGUUUAGAUCCUUAGAACCAGAAGAACUUAUUGAUAGAAGUCAUAGAAUGUAUUGGAAUUUUCAGAAAAACAGAAAAAAAAUUUCAUUUGCUGUACGUGAAGCUCACCAGUUGCUUCCAAUCACACUUAUGAGAAAUGAAAUCUUGAGUGCCAUAGAAAAGAACCAAGUGAUUGUCCUUUCGGGAGAACCUGGAUGCGGCAAAACAACUCAAGUACCACAGUUUAUCCUGGAUGAUCUUAUCCUUCAUUUGAAAGGUGCAGAAUGUAACAUGGUUGUCACACAACCUAGACGGAUAUCAGCUAUCUCUAUAGCAGAACGAGUGGCAAAAGAAAGAGGAGAAAGGAUGGGAGAAACAGUUGGUUACCAGGUAAGACUGAAAAAGGUGAUUCCACAAGAAAAAGGUGCUUUGCUGUUCUGUUCAACUGGGAUUUUGUUGCGUAAACUUCAAGCCAAUCCUUCUCUAGAGGGAAUUAGUCAUGUAAUUGUGGAUGAAGUUCAUGAGCGUGAUAUUCAAACUGACUUUUUAUUGAUCCUUUUAAAAGAUUUGCUUAAAUCAAAUCGAGAGUUGCGAGUUAUCCUGAUGAGCGCUUCUCUAAAUGCUGAUUUAUUUUCUAAAUACUUUGAUAACUGUCCCAUAGUUAAUGUCCUAGGGUUUGUGCAUGACGUUGAAGAGUAUUUCUUGUCAGAUAUUUAUAAAAUACUAGGAAAAAGGGAGACAAGUAAUAACAUGAAAUCUUAUAAUUUACCUAGAGUAAAUUAUGAUCUGAUCUUGGAUUUAAUACAACACAUUGAUUCAGAGGAACCUCCUGGUGCAAUUUUGUGCUUUCUACCUGGCUGGCAAGAAAUCAGAGCUAUGCUUGAGAGGUUGAAGAAUGUUUUUUCUGAUAGCUCUAGAUACCUCUUAUGCCCUGUGCAUUCCCGUCUUCCCUAUCAUGAACAACAGCGAAUUUUUGAAUGUCCACCAGCAGGAAUGAGAAAAAUUGUAUUAGCAACAAAUGUUGCAGAAACAUCCAUUACCAUAAAUGAUGUUGUGUAUGUGAUUAAUCCUGGAUUUCAGAAAGAAAUGGUGUAUGAUCCCAAUAAGGGCUUAGCUGUACUAACCACAGAGUGGAUUACACAAGCCAACCUGAAACAGAGAAAAGGACGAGCUGGUAGAGUCCAACCAGGCAAAUGCUUUCAUCUGUUUCAUAAGAGAACUGUAGAAGAAUUGAGAGAAUUUCCCAUUGCAGAAAUUUUGAGAGUUCCCUUAGAAAAAACUGUAUUAGAUUGCAAAUUUUAUUGUCCACGUGCAAAAAGUGAGGAUUUUCUAUCACAAGCACUGGAAUGUCCUUCCACAGAAAAUAUCAGUCAUGCUGUAGCAGCACUUGAGGAGUUGGGUGUGCUUAAUGAAGAUGAAGAACUUACGCCUUUGGGAAGAAGAAUAGCUCAUUUUACAACUCAUCCAAGACUAUCAAAAGCUUUAGUGUACAGUACUAUAUUAAGAUGCGUUGACACAGUUUUGACCAUUGCUGCACUUCUCUCCUCCACUAGAGAUCCAUUUCUAACUAAUUUAGAAAAUAAAGCUGUGAUACGUGAGGUGAAGAAGAAAUUUGAUCAUACUGUGGGAAGUGACCAUAUUGCAUUGGCAAACUUGUUCAAGGCCUGGAAGGAGGAAGAAUUAGCAUCAGAAUUUUGUACCAAAAAUUUAGUCAGUUCAUCUAAUUUGAUUUUUACCAGAGGUUUGAAGCGGGUCUUUUCAGAGCACCUGUACGAUGCUUGCCUUGUGGAUAGUGUGGAGUCUUGUGAAGACUUAAAUCAGGAUCACAAUCAGUACUGUAAUAAUGUUGCCAUGGUUAUGGGUGCUAUGGUUGCAGCUCUCUAUCCUAAUGUUCUGCAUUUACAGAAGGGAGAUCUUCAGCGAGGAAGGAUCAAGUGGGAUGCAGUUACUCCCAUGACUCUAAAUGGUAAGCCUGCGUGUAUCCAGAAAGAAUCUGUGGUAUCCCAAGAAAUAGCUGGGUUACCAAGUCCUUGGCUUGUUUAUUUCAAUAGCAUGAGAUCACAAGAAAGAGGAAUGGUUCUUGUCAGAGACUUAUCUUGCAUACCUAAUAUGGCACUGCUUCUGUUUGGAGGUGAAGAAGUUGGAAUACAACUUCCAUCACCAUCAGACAUUAGUGAAAGUGAGACACAGAAUAAUGUCAUAUUGGUGAUUGACGGCCAGAAGCGUCUUCGAUUCAGUUGUUCCAGAAGAGAAGCUGAACUUAUACUUCAGUGGAGAAAUUGUUUACAGAAUAUUGUUCAGUCAUUUCUGGUUGAUACAGCCAUGAAUGAAGACCAUCAAGUUGAUAUAGGUUUAGUUGUGAACCAGUUUUUAGAAAUUACAAAGAACCUCCUAAUGAUAGAAGAUGGCUUUAGGCUAAAGACAGAAUUGUAGUUUGUCUUUCAGAAUCAUUUGUCAUUUACAUGUUAAUAUUUAAUAUAAUAUAAAUAUAUUUUGAUAAUUUUGCCUAACUUGUAUUUCAAAUAAAAGAUGAAUGAGUCUUAUCCCUCUGACAAUUUGAAAUAAAGCUAAACAUCUAAAUGAUAUUCAAACCAUCAAACUAAAAAUAUGUACAGCUUUCUGCAGAGGUAUUUUCAAUCUCACUUUGUCUCAUUGCUGAUGAAAUUAAUGUACCUAUUAUCCAGUUACACAUUUUUUAUAUCUUACAUUAUAUGUUGAAAUAGAACUUAUUUUUCUUUUCUUUUCUUUACACACAACUCUGUGAAUACCUCUAAAUAUAUCUUUUGUACAUUUCAUUAGUUUUUCUCUGUAAUCUAGACAACUGACUAUAAUAGGUUUCUACCCUGUAAUGUGCAUAUUCACAUUCAGAAAUGUUCUUUUAUUGCAUCUGAAUCAUCUUAUAUAAAUUUAUAUGCUUUGGUGGGAUGAAGAACAGUUAAGAGUAUUUAGCACAUUACAUAUAAAUAAUACCUAUUAGAUACAUACAUAGAUACUGAACACUUCUAUUACUCAGAAUACAUCUGUUGCUAAUGCCACUAGUUCUGUUUCUGUGAAAUGUAAAAAACAAAGGAAACCUUUAAUAGUCAUUAAAAAUUUAAUCUCUAAAAUAGGUCUUAACUAGUUUUGUAAAAUUAUCUAUUCAGGUAAUGUUCCUUUAUUUUGAGAUAAAAAGCAGACUACUUUAAAUUAUUUUAAAAAUUCAGAAAACAGCUAAAAUGGGGCAAAAAUAUAUAAAAUAAAAACAUGUUUUCCCACUGUUAACAUGGCAUCAUCAGGUACUUAGCACAACUAGACAUGACAAUUAAAUUCACCCACUGAUGAUGUCACAAAUGUAACCUUGAGCUUAGCAUAAGUAUAAACUUACUCAUGUUUUAUUUAUUAUAGGUUUGUAUUCCUUUAUUAAAAUAGCUUUUAUUAUUUUACAUUUAUUAGUAUUAUGUUUUCAACAGUUUAAUUCUUACUACAGUGUUCUAUAUCCUUAAGAUAUUGGUUAACGUGAUGAAGUAUGCCCAUGUUCGGCUAUUCUAGAACUUAAAUUCCUACCAGUAUCCCCUAUAUAGAGAUUAUUACAGUCUGUAAACUACUACUUUUUCAACUGUGGUUGGUUUUAUUUUAUUUUUUUAAGAUGGUAUUAAAAAAGUUUCCUGGUAAAAAAAAAAAAUUGCCUACAAUUAGCUUGAUUUGCUAAUUAUCAUCUCUUAAGCUUGUAUUUUUUUACAAACUAAUUAAUACUUUUGUUAGUUUUUAUAGUACUGGUGUUAAAAAUAGAUUAUUGACGAAUUUGCUUAUCCUGCAGAUUAAAACAGAAGUCUGUAAAGAUAGUGUGUACUCAGAAUGUUUUAUAUCUAGAAAUGAUUUAUAAAUAGAAGACUGAAUGAUAUAACUUUGACUAGGUUUGCUUAUAAAUAUGAACUAGAUUUUAACAUGUUAUAGAAGCUUUAAUUUCAGGAGUGGCUUGUACUGGAUAUCUUGUUAUUCAUACAACAAGAAAUUAUGUGUGUAUUCAAACUACCAAAAUCAUGUAAGUAAGUAAAAACUGCCAUUAUAUAUAUACUUUUAAUUAACAUACAAAAUCUGCCUGUAAUGUGUAUUGACAAUACUUUUUUUUAGUACUGAGAAGGUUAUGGCAAAAUUAUAUUUACCAAGGCAUUAUUACAUGAAUGUGUUCAACUAUUGUUGUAUAUUUUUGUAGCAUAGAUGAGCAGCAAGUUUUUAAAUAAUGAAUAUAAUAGUUUUUACCAUGUACUGAACUAUUAUUUAUCUUUUAGCUAAAAUAAGAAACUCAGAUUGUGACAGUUAAUUUUAUUUGUAGUAUAGUAUAGUAGACAUAAAGUAUGUCUAUAAUUUUUUUAUGCUCUGUAUAUCACUUUAACAUGCAUUCACAGAAAGUCAGAGGCUCUGGCUAAAAGCAUUCUGGUAAAAGAAA
This is a messenger RNA of Limulus polyphemus (Atlantic horseshoe crab), 4741 nucleotides long. RefSeq names its product putative ATP-dependent RNA helicase DHX30. Gene Ontology annotation, cellular component: nucleus; intracellular anatomical structure; cytoplasm. Gene Ontology annotation, molecular function: G-quadruplex RNA binding; DNA helicase activity; ATP binding. NCBI's taxonomy places the organism in Eukaryota, Metazoa, Arthropoda, Merostomata, Xiphosura, Limulidae. The coding region runs from base 121 to 2748 and encodes 875 amino acids. The record is from RefSeq and is a predicted model, not a curated record. The transcript has 11 exons.